AUGCAGCCUCCGCGUCCGCUUCGGCCACUUCGGCCACAUCGGCCUCGCCGACCACCCUUACGCCAUACAGAAUGGCCAGACAACUUAUCAACGACACCCUGUACAUAUGCGCACAUUCGACCACCAACAGCACGCUCCUUUUCGACGACGCCCAAGGCAGAUCUGCCCCGAAUAGCCCCUGGCACAAUCAUCCCUCGACCGCCGCCCAGGGUGUCGCCCCGGGUCCAGCGCCCCGAGUGGCAGAUGCGCCCUGGGACGCCCCUCUACGAACUGCCCGUGUCCGUGCUCGACCUUGAUGCCGAGGACAACCCCCAUGUGCGGCCGUACGACGAAGCGGUCGACGGCCGCCGCGAGGCCGAAAAAUGGGCCAAGGCACACGCCUCCAUCGAUGCCCUGUCGGCGCGCCUCGCCCAGACCGAGCAGCAGAUCCGCGCCGCGCAGCUGCGCAUGCAGGUGAUGGAGCAGCAGCGGACGCCGUGGCAGGUGCUGGACAAGGAUGUGUGGGCGGCGGUUCUGGGCGUGCGCGACCCGGGCCACGGCAACGUGCUGCACCACAACGGCAUUUCGGCGCGGCUGGCGGCGACGCCCCAAAAGGUGCCCCUACUCCUCCACCGGGCGCUUGCGGCGCGCGAAAAAAAGGACGGCGUGGCCACGACGGCGGAGCAGCUGUCCAAGGCACUGCAGCUGUGCCGCACGCCCAUGGAACUGCGGCGGGUCGUGUCGCUGGCCGUGCAAACACCAAGCGGGCGGGCGAUUACGCGCCAAUGCAGCACGGCGAUUGCGCAGCGGCUGGCGUCGUUUGUGGAGACGCGCACGUGGCGCAAGCACAAGGACGCGUUGGACGACCGCGACACGGCGCGCCAGGUGACGGCGAUGCUGCUCAACUGGAGCCAUGCGCUUGCCGAAGGAGGGGCGGCGGCGGCGGCGGCGACGUCCUCCAUGUGGGCUGUGGGCCUGUGGACGGCGGCCCUCGUCGGCCAGCCGAUGGCCAUGCUACGGUUCCUGCAGGCUGGGCUGGGUUCCGGCACGGAUGCGGACAAGGCCCGAUUUCUAGAAACGUGGCCAAGCCAAGAGUCGAAAGACGCGGGUUCCUGGCCAGCGGCGGCCUUGGCACUCCAGGCCCUUCUGGGCGCUCUGCGCAGCAAGGUCGCCGCCUCUGCUCUGGAGGGCACGCGAGCCGAGCUAUUCUCACUCCUUACGGGCGUGCACUUGCUGCGGCCCGCUGCGGAUGCCGGCCCCGACGUGUCGUUUCGCGUCCUUUUGUCAGAGCUUCCACCCCAGGUGCCGUAUAGCCAUCUGUAUGUGGCCACCCUGGCGGAGCUUGGCGGUGUUCGCACUCUGUGGGAACAGCAGCAGAAGACAGGGACGGCCGUAGGCGCCGAUACGCUCGUCACGGCCGUCGUACGCUAUGCGGUCUACGCGGAGGCACAGGCACCUAUGCCGACACCCAGUGCGACCAGCAGCCUGGACCGGUCGGCAGCCAACAGCAGCGUGUGGGACCUGCAGACGAUUGUCAACUACGAGGCGGCGCGGGCGACGGCGCGGCAGCCGCCGACACUCUUCCCGACGCUGCGUCCGGUGCCGCCCCCAUUAGGAGAACCGGAGACCGCAGCGCAGCCCGCCGUCACAGUGGACGACGCAUUUAGGGACGCCGUCGUGGCAGCGUUCUCUCAAGAAUCUGCAGACGCAGCUGUCCAAGCGAUUGACGCGCUCCUCCAGGCCCGGCAAGAUGGGCAGCGAGGAAGUAGGGCUGGAGGGGCAGUGCCAGAAAAAGCCCAGGCGUGA
This is a messenger RNA of Sporothrix schenckii 1099-18, 1785 nucleotides long. RefSeq lists its product as uncharacterized. The record is from RefSeq and is a predicted model, not a curated record. NCBI's taxonomy places the organism in Eukaryota, Fungi, Ascomycota, Sordariomycetes, Ophiostomatales, Ophiostomataceae. The transcript has a single exon. The coding region runs from base 1 to 1785 and encodes 594 amino acids.